Nerophis lumbriciformis (worm pipefish) is the source of this 1473-nucleotide messenger RNA. NCBI's taxonomy places the organism in Eukaryota, Metazoa, Chordata, Actinopteri, Syngnathiformes, Syngnathidae. The record is from RefSeq and is a predicted model, not a curated record.
AUGAAAAGCUCAGAUCUAUUCCUGCUGGUGUGUUGCGUAUGCAGCCUGAGUUCACCGGGAGGAGCAGGAGAUGUAGAGCAGGCUCUGACAAAGCAGGUCUUCACUAACUAUAAUCUGAAAGUCCGUCCUGCGCGCCACCCUGACGAGCGAGUGGUGGUCCGAGUGGGCAUGACGCUCUCUUCAUUUGUCGGACUGAACAUGAAAAAUGAAGAAAUGAGCACUGUCGUCGUCAUGAAUUUGGAGUGGACAGACUACAAUUUAUCAUGGGAUCCCAAAGAGCACGAUGGGAUUGAAGUGUUACGCAUUCCCGCAUCCAAAGUGUGGCUGCCGGACAUUGUCCUGAUCAACAACAACAACGGGAAGUUUGACGUCGCCCUGUACGUUCACGUCCAGGUGCAUAGUAACGGCAGGGUUACCUGGACGCCGCCCGCACUUUACCUCAGCUCCUGCGGCGUCAGGGUGACGUAUUUCCCCUUCGACUGGCAGAACUGCAGCAUGCAGUUCCGUUCCUACACGUACGACUCUACCGAGAUCGAGCUGCAGUACCACCUGGAUGAAAAUGGCGACGAGAUACGGGAGAUUCAACUGGACGAGGCCUUUAGCGAGAGCAGCGAAUGGAACAUCAGACACAAGCCAUGCAGGAAGAACAUGAACAAAGAUCGUUACGAGGAUAUGAGCUUCUACCUGAUCAUCGAGAGGAAGCCGCUGUACUACGUGCUGAACAUUAUCAUCCCUUGCAUUCUCAUUACGAUCAUCGCCAUUUUCAACUUCUACUUGCCACCUGAUGCAGGUGAAAAGAUGGGACUGUCCAUCAACGUUUUGCUCACCCUCACCGUCUUUUUGCUGCUGCUGGCCGACAAAAUUCCUGAGACCUCGCUGGGUGUUCCCAUCAUUGUCAAUUACAUCAUGUUCACCAUGAUCCUGGUCACCUGUUCGGUCAUCCUCAGCGUGGUGGUACUCAACCUGCAUCAUCGGUCACCAAACACUCACAUGAUGCCGCAUUGGGUCCGCAAGAUAUUCAUCCACAUGCUGCCCCCGUACCUGUGCAUGCUGCGCCCGAAAGUGGAGGUGCCCCUGGCCCUCAAGAUGCUACCUGCCCAGCGGGAGAAAAAGGUCUUUGCUAUCAACAAGGCCACCGACGAGUACUUCAUCCGCAAGCCGGACUCCUCAGUCUUGUUCCCUAAGCCUAACAGGUUCCAAGCUGAAGGGAAAAACCUAAGGAAGUUCAUCGACGGGCCUAGUAGGUACCUUUCACUUCCUCCUGAACUUCAAUCUGCAAUCGAGGCUAUCACGUACAUCGCUGAAGCCCUGCAGGCCGAGAAGGACUACGAAGCUCUGAAGGAGGACUGGCAGUACGUGGCCAUGGUGGUGGACCGGAUGUUCCUCUGCCUUUUUGUCAUCUUCACCACCGUGGGCACCUUGGCCAUUUUUAUUAAGGCCAGCCUCAAUCGUGCACCCACUGACCCUUUCUAA